Hymenoscyphus albidus is the source of this 3480-nucleotide messenger RNA. Lineage: Eukaryota; Fungi; Ascomycota; Leotiomycetes; Helotiales; Helotiaceae. The record is from the annotation of a GenBank genome assembly.
CUUGUGUUGAGAAUCUCGCACCACCGGCUGGCUACAUAGAUCACCUUGACUCUCGCCUCCAGUUCUCAAUGCCUCUGCCUCUAUCAUUGCAGCAAAGACCAGACUGACGCCGUAUUGACUGAACACCAGGAGCGGGGGUGCCAAGCCGAGAUUUGUCCCCCGUAGUGCCCCCCUCGACACGUGAUAUUCCUCUUCCCUGCCAUUCCAUUCCCGGGGCUGUUCUCCACUUGACUGCCGCCGUCAUGCCUUUUUUCUCGACCCUGAUUGACGAGGAGAAUCCUCCCAAGGAACACCUCACCGAACCUUCCGAAUCAUAUCCGCGCCUACUACCUGUCACACCUCCCAUCGAACCCUCCCCACGAACUUCUUCGGAUCCAGUUCACGAAGGCAGGAAAAUGAGCGAUGCAAAUCAAUCCCCUGUGUCGCCCCAACUCACGCCGGAUGAAGCAAAUCGAAUCAUUCAUUCGCACCGUAAAGUGCGGUACGGUAAGCUUGGCGGUUUCCACAAUGUUUCCCAUAGCCUGCCUGCCACGUCUUUGACAUCUGAAAGCUGCGGUCGUGGCUCCGCGUCCGAGGUACCUCUGGGGAAGCUGUUGUGCUAGAAGUUCUGGAACGUAUACGGAGCAGCCUGAGUGUCCCAGGAGACCAGGAUGACCACGAGUGACGAGCGUCAAUUAUCCUGGACUGCCCGGACAAUUGAUUUGAUCGUCCAAGGCCUUCCAGGACAACAUUGAUAGACUCUUGCCCUUAUUUUCUUUCGUUCUUAAGCCCUAUCUGCAAACCUCAAGUUCAGUUGUAAGCUGAGACGGAGCAACUAGGGACUGCGUGCUGGCCAUGUCGACAGAGAAAGGUGAAAUGCGACAACAAACAUCCGUGUGAAAAUUGUGUGAAACGAGAUCACGCAGGCCUCUGUUCCUACAAUCCAAAGCAAAAUGCUGCAACAAAACUCGCCCCAGAAUCUGUGGCGGGCACGAAAAGAGGAAGGUCUCCAGGAAGCGAGACCUUUAUGAGAAAAGAAGAAGAUCGAUGGCCAAGGACGAACGGUGAGUUCAAAUUCCUAUUCGGCGAAUUUUCGGGGUUGUGGAAACCUACCUACUUUAGAUAUGUGGAGUCACUUGAUAUGUACAGUGACACGACAGUGUUGGUGGACAAGCUCUCUUGUUUUCAUCCCUUUCUGGAUGAAUUAAAGUGAUCAAUCAUGGUACUUGGUUUAAUUGCUUUAGUUGUUUUGGAAGUUUAGUACACUGUUUUGGCUGUCUGAGUAUCUGAGAACAAUUAUGAAUCGUUAGGUUGGGAGAACCAGAGGCACCAAUACUUGUUGUUGUCCACUUUGUGGAUAUUGCAUAGAAACCGGAUGGAAAGAGGUGUCAGGCUUAUUAUGACAUUGUAGAAGCUAAUGUGCUUUCAGAUGAUGACGAUCCAAAUGAAUCAAGGUAUCUCGGCCAGAACAGUAUCGCUGCCUUUCUAAGCGAGGAAGCGAGAGCUCCCGGAGAAGGUGAGAAAGAUGUCAUCAGGCAGGAUAUUAUGCCUAUUCUGGGGUUACAAAUCUCUACCGCCCCGUAUCCUUUUAUGUCUAAAGACCAUAUGGACAAAAUCCGGCUAGAUAUUGCUGCCGCCUUACCUUCUGACCGAGAUGUACUGAAGUAAGUUCGCAAAAUUUAACAGAUUCAGAUUAUUUUUGAACCUCUCUAUGCGUCAAUCGUCUACUAACAUAAGCCAAGAACCUUUCAGAUAUACAAACAAAUUGUACAGCCCUUUUGGGGCCUCCUCAUAGAUGUGGAUGAUUUCGAAUCAAAAUUAUGUAUAUAUCUUGAAGACCGAGGUGCAAAUUCCAAGCACCCUGCCAACGGCAGCAAAGGUGUUUCCUCUGCCUGGCUUGGGAUUCUAUUUGCUGUCCUCGCAGUAGCCACGAAUUACACAGACCUUUCCUACCAUAAGCGAGCAGCAUUGGCACAAAGUUUUGGUAGGCCUUCUCAGUCGGGCUCUAUGUAAUAUGCUGACAAAUGACGAUAGUUCAAACUUCAUUUCACUGCUUGAGGCUGUCAAACUUUUUGAUUCGGCCUUCAAUGGAAUCAUUGCAAGCACUUUUGAUUCUUGGAUUUGUCUUGGCCAAUGAUAUGAAAGCAGAGGCAUCAUGGGCUUUGAUAGGUUUGACUUGUAGACUUGCUCAAGCUCUUGGAUUACAUCGCGGGCCAAACGAGACCACACGCUUAACACAAUCGGCAAUUGAAGAUCUGCCAAGAAGAAAACUUUGGUAGAAAAUAUCGUCUCAAGCUGUCAAAUGUGGCUAACAUAUUUAAAGGUGGACUAUCGUUUGGCAAGAUAGUCUUCUAUCACUAUCUUUCGACCGAUCUCCCAUCGCAACAAUGACCCGAUGUCAGAUACCAUUGGGACCUGCCUCGGGGGGCGGAUGGUCGUACACAGAGGCAAUGUAUAAAUUGUGCUCGAAGGUUCUUGAGGGGGUAAAUAAUGAUAGUGCCAUACCCCCUAAUUUCGAUCAGAUUAUGGCCCACUCCCUCGACGUUGAAAACAUCCGCAAGCAGGUACAACCUGAGUUGGGUCAAAAAGAAUGUUGCAAAACCGUACAAGAUUGGUUACAAUAUUACGCAGUGCGACUACAUACCUCUUUUGUUGUUUCAGUGUUAUGUCGGCCAGCUCUUCGUCGUGGUGAGAUCAUCGGCAUGGACCUGUCCCAAAAGGCACUGCUUGCUGAGAAAUGCAAGCACAAUCUUACUGAGACAGUCCGUAUGUAUCUCAAGAUGCACUCUCUAAGUGUCAUUCCGACUCGUUCUUGGGCGUUCACCUACCAUGGCCUAUCGUCUGCGGUUCUUCUUGGGAUCCUGGGAGAAACAAAAACAGAUCCUGAAGUACGACAAUUACAAGGUGAUUUGAUAGCAGCUCUAUCAGCAACAGCUGCGAAAGACCAGGCUUCUGAGAAAGAUAUCGAGUUAAGCGGACCCUUAUCUCGUGCUUUGGCUGCACUCAAGAACAUCUACGAAUCGCGGCUGGGACGGGAAUCAAGUGGGCAGCAAACUCCAUCACAAUCUAUGGACCAGACGCAAUUUGAACAACAACAAAAUGCCGCAAUUGCUAUGGCGUCGAUGCAAAACAAUGGGCUUCCGUAGGUUCUUCGGGGUACGAAUGCUGAUGGACAACCGCACUAAUCUUUUUUAUAGGAUCGAUUACAAUCAACAAUUAAUGACUCCCAUGGGCGGUGAACCUUCCCCACAGAUCAUUGAUCAGACAUUGAAUAUGUCGCCCAUGGAUUUAUUCGAUUCCAUAUUCUGGGGUAGGUUUCCUUCAUGCUGUACUUUUGUAAAUCGACUGACGUAUUACAGAUCCCUAUCCUUAUGGUGGUAUGGACCAACUCGGGUUUGACUACAACCAACAGAUGUAUCCCCAGUUUUGAGCUGCGAUAUAGUACGAUAUAGUGUAUAGCAGGUUUAGAUAUAGUAUUAUAUUUAUCAUGUAUAAUUCAAU